Molecule: messenger RNA, 818 nt
Organism: Carassius auratus (goldfish)
Lineage: Eukaryota; Metazoa; Chordata; Actinopteri; Cypriniformes; Cyprinidae
Product: guanylate kinase-like
Exons: 8
Coding region: 103-735 (210 amino acids)
Biological process (GO): purine nucleotide metabolic process
Cellular component (GO): cytosol
Molecular function (GO): GMP kinase activity
Source: RefSeq, a predicted model, not a curated record
GCCAGUAAAUGGCUCUCAUGCGAGAACCUGAGAGAGAGAGAAGGAAGAUUACAGACGAAGGGAGAAAGACAUUCUCCUCUUGUUUGAUCGCUUUUUUCCCCAAUGUAUGUGAGGCUUGUCUCCAGGUUUUUUUCAGCGAUGGCUGGACCGAGGCCUGUGGUGAUGAGUGGACCGUCUGGAGCUGGCAAGAGCACUCUGCUGAAGAAGCUGCUCAAGGAGUUCGACGGCGUCUUUGGCUUCAGCGUUUCCCAUACGACGCGAAGCCCCCGUCCAGGAGAGGAGAACGGCAAAGACUAUCAUUACGUUAGCAGGGAAGUGAUGACGGCAGCCAUAGCAAAUGAUGAAUUUAUUGAAAAUGCUGAAUUUUCAGGGAACAUGUAUGGAACAAGUAAAGCAGCUGUACAGGCUGUUCAGGCAAAAAAUAAGAUUUGCAUUUUGGACAUUGACAUGCAGGGAGUGAAGAACAUCAAGAGAACUGAUCUCAACCCCAUCUAUGUGUCCAUCCAGCCUCCGUCAAUGGACAUCCUGGAAAAACGAUUAAGGGAUAGAAAAACUGAAUCUGAGGAAAGUUUACAAAAGCGUUUACAUGCAGCCAAAGUUGAUAUGGAAAUUAGCAAAGAGCCAGGUUUAUUUGAUGUGGUGAUCAUCAAUGAUGACCUCGACGCGGCGUACGGGAAAUUAAAAGACGCUGUUCUUGAGGAGAUCCAGAAGGUCAGAGAUGCCAAACACUCGUAGACGAGAGCACACCUGCUAAACACAGACCUGUCGGUUCACCUCCAGCUUCAGGAGAACGAUUUCAGACCUCUACAUUCCACCGA